CUGGCGUUACACUACGGAGACUCAGAUAUCUGGGUGUGGGUCGGUGCAAAGGCCUUUGCUGUGUCUGGUCACAUCCAAGGCCAUGAUGAGCGAAACGGAGAUGAGGGUUGAUCCGGCACGAGCAUCUGCGCUCAUUUCGCAAUUGCAAGGUGUGAAUGAGAGAAUAGCCGCAGUUGCAAAAGGCCGCGCUGUCCGGCUCGUUGCCGUCUCGAAGUUGAAACCGGCGAACGACAUUCUUGCCUUGCAUGAGGCACCGGCCCGCCAGCUGCACUUUGGGGAGAACUACGCACAGGAGCUGAGUCAGAAGGCCGAGCUGCUGCCCAGGACGAUCCGAUGGCAUUUCAUCGGCGGUCUGCAGUCCGGGCGCUGCAAGGACCUGGCCAAGAUUCCGAACCUCUGGUGCGUCUCCAGCAUCGACAGUUUAAAAAAAGCCCAGCUACUGGACAAGCACCGCGGUGAGAAGAUCAAAUCCGACCCCGAGACGCCGAAGCUCAACGUCCACGUGCAAGUGAACACGUCGGGCGAGGAAUCCAAGUCGGGAUGCGCGCCUGGGGACGAGGUAGUGUCGCUCUGCCGGGCCAUCAUCAACGACUGCCCCAAUCUGCACCUGCUUGGCCUGAUGACAAUCGGAGCCAUUGCCCGUAGCGUCGCCACGACGGUGGAGAAUGAGAACGAAGACUUCAGGCUGCUGAAGGAGCAGAGGGACCUGGUGGUGAAGCAGCUGGGUCUGGACCGGGAACUGGAGCUGAGCAUGGGCAUGAGCGAGGAUUUCGAGGGCGCCAUUGCCAUGGGCAGCGACGAGGUCCGCAUUGGCAGCACCAUCUUCGGGCAGCGGCCGGCCAAGGCAGACGCCAAGAUUGUGGCUUGAACAGGCCGUGGUCAUGAUGCCAGCUGCGGAUACUGCGGAUACUGUAGUUAACGUGUGAGUACGCAGUAUUAGAAGUGUUUCAGCUGCCAUAUUCCACGACCCAGAAACCGCCCAGCUUGUUAAGAGUACCAGGUAGGUUAACUCUUCACUCGGGCGCAUGAGAGGGUUCCGAAUGGUAAACCCCGUUGGAGUUGAAGACAGUGUUGAAGGUUACAAGUACGCAUCCCUCAAACUCACUCAUCACCUGGUCAACAUGCGCAAAU
This is a messenger RNA of Thermothielavioides terrestris NRRL 8126, 1131 nucleotides long. RefSeq lists its product as uncharacterized. Bases 83 to 868 code for a protein of 261 amino acids. Lineage: Eukaryota; Fungi; Ascomycota; Sordariomycetes; Sordariales; Chaetomiaceae. Gene Ontology annotation, cellular component: intracellular anatomical structure. The transcript is spliced from 3 exons. The record is from RefSeq and is a predicted model, not a curated record. Gene Ontology annotation, molecular function: pyridoxal phosphate binding.